CUAAGACAACUGACACAACACCAAAUCUGUUGCCAAUCAACUUUGCUUAUCUUUCAAGAAUCUUGAAGACAUCACAAACACAACAAUGCUCAUUUACAUCAUCAACUUCAACUGAAACAACGAAGAAACAAUUAAACAUACUCUAAUGGAGAACUCUGCACUAAAGAUUUUUGUGUUAAGCUUUUUCUUUGUCAUAACCAUUAUUGUUGCCCAAAAUCAACCAAUACUAACCACUUUAGAAGGCCCAUUUGAGCCUGUAACUCGUCGUUUUGAUCCUUCUUUACGUACAGGCAGUGAUGACUUGCCUAUGGAUCAUCCAAGGCUGAAGAAGAAUGUUACUUCUAUUUUCCCAGAACAGAUAGCUCUUGCUAUCUCUUCACCUACUUCAAUGUGGGUUUCUUGGGUUACUGGGGAUGCCCAGAUUGGGUCUAAUGUGACUGCUCUUGAUCCUUCAUCUGUUGCGAGUGAGGUGUUGUAUGGGAAAAGAAGUGGAGAAUAUACAAGUAAACGUAGUGGCAAUGCAAGUGUUUAUAGCCAAUUGUAUCCAUUUGAGGGCCUCUUGAAUUAUACCUCCGGCAUCAUUCACCAUGUGCGGAUUGAUGAUCUUGAACCUGGAACAAAAUAUUAUUUCAAGUGUGGGGAUAGCAAAUUUCCAGCUAUGAGUGAAGAGCAUGUCUUUGAAACUUUACCAUUGCCUAGCCCAACUUUAUAUCCUCGCCGAAUAGGAGUUAUUGGAGAUCUAGGGCUCACCAGCAAUUCGUCAACAACUAUCGAUCAUCUGACCCAGAAUGAUCCCUCAUUGAUCUUAAUGGUGGGAGACUUAACUUAUGCAAAUCAGUACCUUACAACCGGUGGGAAAGGAGCUUCUUGUUACUCAUGUUCAUUCCCAAAUGCACCUAUUAGAGAGACAUAUCAACCCCGGUGGGAUGGAUGGGGAAGGUUCAUGGAGCCAUUGAUCUCAAGAGUUCCUAUGAUGGUCGUUGAAGGCAAUCAUGAGAUAGAGCCUCAAGUUUCUGGAAUCACUUUCAAAUCUUAUUUGACCCGAUUUGCUGUUCCGUCAGAAGAGAGUGAUUCUCACAGUAACUUCUACUACUCUUUUGAUGCUGGAGGGAUACAUUUCAUCAUGUUAGGAGCAUAUGUCGAUUACAAUAGCACUGGAGCUCAGUAUGAUUGGCUAAAGGAAGAUCUACAUAAAGUAGACCGGGAUCUGACCCCUUGGCUGGUAGCUGCAUGGCAUCCACCUUGGUAUAAUAGCUAUUCUUCACACUAUCAAGAAUUUGAAUGCAUGAGGCAAGAAAUGGAAGAACUUCUGUAUCAAAAUGGUGUUGACAUUGUUUUCUCUGGUCAUGUUCAUGCUUAUGAGCGGAUGAAUAGAGUUUAUAAUUAUACAUUGGAUCCUUGUGGACCUGUUUACAUAACAGUUGGAGAUGGUGGAAAUAUUGAGAAAAUUGAUGUUGAUUUUGCGGAUGACCCUGGAAAGUGUCCCUCAGCUAAAGAUAACAUACCAGAAUUUGGGAACAUAUGUCAUUUGAAUUUCUCUUCAGGUCCUGCUAAAGGAAACUUUUGCUGGAGCAAACAGCCGGAAUGGAGUGCAUUGAGAGAAAGCAGCUUUGGACAUGGAAUACUUGAGGUAGUAAAUUCAACGUAUGCAUUAUGGACCUGGCACAGAAAUCAGGAUAUUUACAAGGAAGAUAGUCAUGGUGACCAAAUCUAUAUUGUGAGACAGCCAGAACUGUGCUCUGCCUCCACCUCUAAAAGGGAGCAACCUGAAACAACUAGGAGCUCAAACAGUGAAGCAGCAGCUAUAUCAGGAAAAUGUAAGUGGAUACUGUCAAUAAUAUUAUUCAUAAUGGCUGUCAAUAUCAUUGCUGUAAAAUGAUAUUAAAUAUGCAUGUAAUUGUGCUGAUUAAAUUUCUCUUCUUCACUGUAUAUAAUUCUUGCCAAG
This is a messenger RNA of Pistacia vera, 1945 nucleotides long. Its product is annotated as purple acid phosphatase 23. The record is from RefSeq and is a predicted model, not a curated record. The coding region runs from base 146 to 1879 and encodes 577 amino acids. NCBI's taxonomy places the organism in Eukaryota, Viridiplantae, Streptophyta, Magnoliopsida, Sapindales, Anacardiaceae. The transcript is spliced from 8 exons. Gene Ontology annotation, molecular function: acid phosphatase activity; metal ion binding.